AUGGACAGCUUUCUGGAGGAGGAGGAGGAGGAGGAAGUGGCGGCGGCGGCGGCGAAAAGUCCUGCUGCGCAGGCGACGAGCACUUUGUUGCCAGCCCUGCACCUGCCAUUCCUACCACGGCACCUCUACCAACCGGUGUCUUAUGAACAUAAAUCAGACUUCAAGAAGAGCAAGGAAGCCUGUUUAAGUUACAUUCAGGAUGCCAUGCUACAAAAGCAGUGGAAAAGGGCUGCAGAGUUUCUGACCUACUAUAUUGAGUCACUAGAAAAAGACUUUUCUAGAGAAUCUGUGGGUCCAUCAGAGAUGAUUUGGAGAAUGGGAGCUGAAAUUUUGUGCCAUCAUUCCGGCAGCAGCAUUAAAGAAUUCAACUCUUUUACAGAACAGAUGAAAACUUUAGGAUUAAAGAGGUAUUUGAAGAUUUCCCUAGAGCACACAUUUUAUCUCCUGUGUAAUGGACUAAUAGAUGAAGCUUACCAAAACCUGUCCCUGGCAGAAAGUUGGAGGUUUGGAGAACGUUCAGCCGUUCAGGAUGAGGAAAAGAAACUGAUUCAGGCUUACAGGGGCCUGUUGGACUACUACAGCUGGUGUAAGCAGAAGAACAUCCUGUUAGAGCAUGGCCAGGAUGGCUUUGAAGACUUGUCUGUUGAACAGGAAAUGCACAGUUGCUUUCGGAAGGCAGCAGUGAGUUUGCAGGAGAUUAUUACAAUACCUGGAGUCUGGGAUCUCUUUGUGAAAUGCUAUGUGGAUUUGUUGGAGUUCUAUGGAGACCAUAACGAAGCCCACCAAGUAUUAAAUGAAUAUGCCUACAACUCAAAGUUUCCUGCGAAUCCCAAUGCUCACGUGUACCUCUAUCAGUUCCUGAAGAGACAUGGUGAACCAAAGAAAUCACUCAUAUCUGCACUGAAGAUCUUGCAUGAUAUUGUUCCUUCUCAUGAACUGAUGAUAGAUUUUAAUACUAUGCUUCAAAAAUCAAAGAAAAGGAAAAAACGUCGACUGGGACUGGAAGUUAUUUUUUCAGCCUUGGAUUAUGCUGGCUGGAAGGAAAACCUGAAAGCCUGGAGCUGUUUGGCAAGACAGAUGAAACAAAUUGUCAUCUCUGAGAAGCAUCUUGACUGGAUCAAACAAGAGUGGAGCUCCAGAAAGGACUGGUGGCCAGCCUUCCAUUUUAGCCGUUACUUAGCAAAAAGGAAUUGGCAGGAAAAUGAAAGCCUUUCCUAUGAAAAAGCUGUGGUGGCUGGAAUCUUGCUGGGAAAGGAUUGCAAGUACUUCAAAUACGUGUCACACCAAGGCUGCAAAGCUCAGGUGAAAAGGUUUCGGAUACUGAAGAAAUUUGUGAAUAAACACAAUCGUGUCUACCUGAGAAUAUCUGGUCUUUCAGAUUCCUCUGUACAACCUUAAUAUAGAAGACAUCCUUAAGGUUCUUGCAAUACUUCCUCUCUGUGAAACUGACUUCUGUAUUGGUGCUAUUCUAAAAGUUCUAGGCAGACCCAAUCAACUUAGAAUUAGACUUUUUUAAUAUAUUUUUCUGU
Indicator indicator is the source of this 1529-nucleotide messenger RNA. RefSeq names its product TATA-box binding protein associated factor, RNA polymerase I subunit A (gene TAF1A). The record is from RefSeq and is a predicted model, not a curated record. NCBI's taxonomy places the organism in Eukaryota, Metazoa, Chordata, Aves, Piciformes, Indicatoridae. The transcript is spliced from 10 exons. Bases 1 to 1398 code for a protein of 465 amino acids. Gene Ontology annotation, cellular component: RNA polymerase I transcription regulator complex. Gene Ontology annotation, biological process: transcription by RNA polymerase I.